This is a messenger RNA of Ogataea philodendri, 366 nucleotides long. RefSeq lists its product as uncharacterized. Lineage: Eukaryota; Fungi; Ascomycota; Pichiomycetes; Pichiales; Pichiaceae. Bases 1 to 366 code for a protein of 121 amino acids. The transcript has a single exon. The record is from RefSeq and is a predicted model, not a curated record.
AUGUCUAUCUCGAGACCAGAGUUUAGGAUCUUGUCAAAGUCCUUGUGCUUGAUCUCCCAUCCUAGCCGCUUGCCCGUUAGCCAGGUGAUCGCCUGGUCGCAAUAUCCCAAGAUAUCGAUGUCAAACUCGGCAUGGUUGAUUGGAUCUUUAUUGAUCAGGAUCUGUGGCACAGAGUUUGGAACAAGAUUCACAAUCUCACUCACAGGAGCAACUUUCAGCGACGUUCCAAUGCAGAUCAGCAAAUCACACUUGUCGAUGUCGGUCUUGAUUGUGCUAUGGAACAAUUCGGGCAGAUCUUCUCCAAAAAAUGUGAUAUCUGGCUUCAUCACCCCAAAAGAAUUGGCAUACUCGUAUCGACGCGAAUAG